CCCGGAUAUAGACUAUAGUCUUCAUGUCUCUCCCGCAUUGUAAAGACGGAUUGAAAUGCUACCGCGUGAACACAGAACAUGUGGAAACAUAUACCCACGAUGAAGCUUGUGCGUCUUCUGAGCAGAAGAAAAGACAACAUUUCGAUGCAGAGUGUAAUAGAGCUAAGAAGAGCAAGACUGGUUGCAAAACAUCGACAGAACUUCAAGAUAAGAUAAAGAAGGCAUUUCUCGUUGACAUGCCGGAUGAUUUCUACAAGUUCUGGGAGUUUUGUGUCUCACUCAAUUCAGAUCAGCCAUGUGAUGCUCUGCAGGAGACGGUCGGACUUCGGCUAGUGGGCCCGUAUGAUAUCUUGGCUGGCAAGUUUGACAAGGCAGAUCCAGACUCUGUCAACUACCUUCUUCACUGGAGAUAUUUCUAUGACCCACCAGAGUUUCUCACUGUUGUCGGCGGGGAUGAAAAGUCUGGUUUUCACAUUGGUUACUUCAGAGACGAUCCAAAGGAAAUGCCGUCUUUUGUUGCAUCUAAUUGUGCUCAAGAAACUUGUGAGAUCAAGCGAAUGGGGGAAACACUAUUCGCAGCAGUGAGGGCUCAUAUUCAGACAAAACGCAUCUCAACGAAGGACAAACGUAAACAUGAUCAGCUGAUGGAAUUGGAGAAAUCGUUAGUGGCUGCAGCACAAUCAGCUUGCAUUGCUUCCGAUGUGAAGAAGCCUUCUGCUAUAGCUAAAGACAGAUACAAGAGAGUCGUUGCUAAAACUUUCCACAAGGCAGGCAUUGUUGUCUCAGUUGAUGAAAAAGAAGUGGGAUAUCGACCUCUAGGCAUCACUGAUGGUCAACUGAAAACAUUACUGGCAGAUAUAAGGAAAUGUAGCAAUGAGAAGAGUGUUGCUAAAGAAGAUGAGCUACAAGAAUUAAUCACUUAUGUCCAGUUUGCCAAUGAUGAGUGUGAUUAUGGCAUGGGACUGGAGCUGGGAAUGGACCUGUUCUGCUUCGGAACUGGAUUUGAAGACAAAGCAGCUAAUCUACUCUCCAUGGCAUACUCAUUACUCGCUAGAGACGAAUUUGCAACCAUUGCAGAGGUACAUUCGAAAAAUCGCAGUCGACCAUCACUAAGCCAACUGGAAGUAUAA
Corticium candelabrum is the source of this 1130-nucleotide messenger RNA. RefSeq names its product histone PARylation factor 1-like. The transcript is spliced from 6 exons. The record is from RefSeq and is a predicted model, not a curated record. Gene Ontology annotation, biological process: DNA damage response; regulation of protein ADP-ribosylation. Gene Ontology annotation, cellular component: nucleus. Gene Ontology annotation, molecular function: histone binding; poly-ADP-D-ribose binding. Bases 24 to 1130 code for a protein of 368 amino acids. NCBI's taxonomy places the organism in Eukaryota, Metazoa, Porifera, Homoscleromorpha, Homosclerophorida, Plakinidae.